AUGUUGGACCACCAACUUUAUUUUACAUUUUCAUCAGUUGAUAUGCACUGGCCUGAAUUACACGCACUCUUUGGUAGUGAAAAUGAUCGCACAGCUGAGCACAGGCAUCAGAAUGUUAUAAGCAAUCUUCAUAUUACUGAUUGGUUUUUCGCUUAACGCUUGGAAAAUUUUAUCAAGUUUUGGUUGUAUAAUUCACUGGAUGCAGAGUGGCACUGGUACAGAUUUGAAUACCAAGCAAGGGGAGGUAUUCAUGGCCAUAGAGUUGCUAAACUUGAAAAUGAUCCAGGGCUAUGUACACUGUUUGAAAAAGCUCUUAAAGGCUAUUUAGCUGAGAUGCCAGUAAAUAAUGCGGACCCAGCUGAUUUAUUAGUGGUCCGUCGGAUGAAAACCAAAUUACGAGGCUCUGAAGAAUCCCGAAUCGUAUAAAUUUUACAAGAAUUUUAUUCGAUCUGAAACAAUAAAAUAAAUAAGAUUCCUAAACAACAGAACCUAACCAAAAAUAAGAGACCUAAGCACAUCAUAUAAUCUUAAAAACACGAACAGAUUUAACCGCUAAUUACAUGCGGUCUUACAGAAAUUACACUCACAGAAAUCAACGCGAAUAAUUGAAUGUAACAAAGCCUAAGGAAACCAAAAACGACUUAAAACAACUGACUUACUUCGUGACGGGAUUCCAGAGUUAAACUAAACUGUGUAAUCAUCAAAAACGGGAAAGCUAUCCUGAUUCAUACCUCCGACACGACACGUGUAAAAACUAACUAAAAACCAUCAACUUACUCAUAUUUCAGUGUCAAUCAAGGUGAUCAAUAAGUGAAAAGAAAAAGUGAAAUAUUAAACUAAAUAAACUUUUAAACGUAACGCAAAUGCCACGCGAGCAAUGUUCUUCUCGAAACAAUCAGAACUAAAUUGACAGAGUUGUGAUGGUAUAAAAGCAUCAGAGAUUGUCUGCUAG
This is a messenger RNA of Pocillopora meandrina, 952 nucleotides long. NCBI's taxonomy places the organism in Eukaryota, Metazoa, Cnidaria, Anthozoa, Scleractinia, Pocilloporidae. The record is from the annotation of a GenBank genome assembly.